AUGCCUGUAGGAACGCCUUCUCCAUUCCGUUUUCCCCCACGUCCGGGUUCAUCUGCCCGGCCCAGUACUGGUCCUACUGGAUCUCAAUUUGCAUCUACUCCUCGCUUUUCGUUGUCUCAGAAGCCAACUGAUCGGAAAAAAGCGAAAGGAGAGGAUGAAAUCAACUCUAGUGAUGCGGAGGAGUCACCGCAGUCAACGCCUCUCUCCACGGCACGUGUCGCGCCGCGGCAAAGAGGACGAGAAUUAAUUGAAGACUUGCAAGAGGAUGAGAGUUGUCCCCUCACCUCCGGGCUGAGGAAAGCCGCCGAUGAUAUAUCUGAUAGUGAGACAAGCCACAGCACUCCGCCGGAGGGGGCCGGCGACCUUGAUGCCGCAUUUGAGGCGCUUUUUGGGCCGACUACAAAAGACCGCAGGAAGAGACGCCGUAUAUCCCUGGACGAAGCACCAUCUACGACUCAACCUGCAAAGCGCAACGCAGACAUGAUUCUGACAUCUUCGCCGGAGGCGUCAGCGCCCAUGGCAGAUCCGCCUUCGUCACCGAUCCCGUUCCGUACUCCAAAGCAGAAUACUCCAACAGCAGCUUCUCAGAGGAUUGUAUCUGCUGCAGAGCGAACGCCUAGGCCUGCGACUCCGGCAAGUACAGGACCAUUCCGCCCCCAUCCUCGCUUCAAGAUGUUCCAACCAGGAUCGAGCAGUCAGUCGCAAUUCACCCCAAGGCUCCCGGCCGCUGCGUCACAACUACCGACCCCUGCCCCCCAAAGACAGAAGCCCGUCUUUGUCUUGCCUCGCUCUCCAUCUCCCUCACGGAUGGACGAUGAAUCAAUGAUUCCAACUCCAUUCUCUCCCUCCUCUCAUGCUCUUCGUCGGCGAGGCCGUCCCCGAUCCAGUACUUCAAACUACUUGCCUGGCGGCAUGGCCUCGGACGUCCGCAGCUGGAUCUUGGAAACGGGAACGAAAAGAGAACAGACGCAGAAGAGUUUGAAUGCUGAUUCUAGGGAGCACCAGAACCAAGGACCCACUGAUCUAAGCCAGUAUUUCCUUGUUCUUCGCAUCAUCGACGUUCGUCAGUCUGCGCUGGGCAGCUCUGGUCCGGUGGCUUUUAUACAUGGCCUACAAGUGACUGUUCCCGAUGAGCCCGAGCAUUCACUCUCACAGUCGAGGAAAUUUCUCCUUCUUGGUCCGCCCAGGCCAGCUAGCUCGCAGUCCUCCCGUGCAAGGACUCAGAUUCCUGAGUUGCGGACUGGUCAUCUGGUCGGAGUGUUUCGGAGUCUGGUCUGGGAGGUUGGCUUGGAACAGGUGCAUCUAAAUGGGAAUGUGCCGAGAGAAGAAACACAAGAGAACGAGGAGCUUGUGAGCAGUCUCGGGUGUGAUACAAGCACUGAGCAUCAGGAGAAAUGGCUCGUCGGGAUGGAAUGGGAACUGAUCGACCAGGGUUGA
This is a messenger RNA of Aspergillus thermomutatus, 1437 nucleotides long. RefSeq lists its product as uncharacterized. The transcript is spliced from 2 exons. Bases 1 to 1437 code for a protein of 478 amino acids. The record is from RefSeq and is a predicted model, not a curated record. NCBI's taxonomy places the organism in Eukaryota, Fungi, Ascomycota, Eurotiomycetes, Eurotiales, Aspergillaceae.